Scleropages formosus (Asian bonytongue) is the source of this 2867-nucleotide messenger RNA. Its product is annotated as neuroligin-3-like. The transcript has 7 exons. NCBI's taxonomy places the organism in Eukaryota, Metazoa, Chordata, Actinopteri, Osteoglossiformes, Osteoglossidae. Gene Ontology annotation, molecular function: neurexin family protein binding. The record is from RefSeq and is a predicted model, not a curated record. Gene Ontology annotation, cellular component: membrane. The coding region runs from base 223 to 2739 and encodes 838 amino acids.
CUUCGUUCCCUUCCAUGAUGAAACCUGUUAUGUUGGAUAAAUGACUCAGGAAUCUCACAGUGGUUGAAGAACGUGCUUCGGCAGAAGGCAAACUUUGCUGGUUUCCGAAUACAUGACAAGGUCACGGAGGGCCAGAUUCGAUGGCUGAAGAAAACAGGUGGCGUUAGCAGAGGGUGCCCCACGUGUACUGGAACCCUGCGGGAACAGUCACUUGCACUGACCAUGUGGUUUGCGGGGAGGAGACAUCGGCCACACACCCAUCUCUGCACCCGGCAUGGAGCCAUGGCAGCCUCCCACUACAGCAUCUCUUUGUGGAUACUGAGUCUCAGUUGGUCCCUCACAGCAGUUUCGGGCCAGAGCUACCACCCGACUGUGAACACACAGUACGGAAAACUGAGAGGUGUGAGAGUCCCCCUGCCCAGCGAGAUCCUGGGGCCUGUGGACCAGUACUUGGGGGUCCCGUACGCAGCCUCACCAGUCGGAGAGAAGCGCUUCAUGCCUCCUGAACCUCCUUCUUCCUGGUCAGGCAUCAAGAACACCACUCACUUUGCACCUGUCUGCCCUCAGAAUAUUCACAAUGCUGUGCCAGAGAUCAUGAUGCCCGUGUGGUUCACCUUUAACCUGGAUAUAGUAGCUACGUACAUACAAGAUCAGAAUGAGGAUUGCCUCUAUUUAAACAUCUAUGUUCCAACGGAGGAUGUUACAGGGGCCCACACCAAGAAACACAGCAAGGAUAUGUUCGAUAAUGAUGGGCACGAAGAUGAAGAUAUCCGAGACUCUGGAUCCAAGCCAGUGAUGGUCUACAUCCAUGGAGGAUCGUACAUGGAGGGCACAGGGAACAUGAUUGACGGCAGCGUUCUGGCCAGCUACGGCAAUGUGAUUGUCAUCACGCUCAAUUACCGGGUUGGUUUAUUAGGGUUUCUCAGCACCGGUGAUCAGGCAGCUAAAGGAAAUUAUGGGCUUUUGGACCAGAUCCAGGCACUACGCUGGAUCAGUGAGAACAUUGGAUACUUUGGAGGAGAUUCUAAUCGUAUUACUGUCUUCGGAUCUGGAAUCGGCGCCUCCUGUGUCAGCCUGCUCACACUGUCCCAUCACUCUGAAGGCUUGUUUCACAGAGCCGUUAUUCAAAGUGGCUCGGCUUUGUCCAGCUGGGCGGUCAACUAUCAGCCCGUCAAGUACACCCGCCUGCUCGCAGAGAAGGUUGGCUGCAACGUGUUGGACACGCUUGAUAUGGUUGACUGCCUGCGGAAGAAAAGCGCAAGGGAGCUUGUGGAACAGGAUAUCCAGCCUGCACGCUACCAUGUUGCAUUCGGACCGGUGAUCGACGGGGACGUGAUCCCUGAUGACCCUGAGAUUUUAAUGGAGCAGGGUGAAUUUCUCAAUUAUGACAUCAUGCUGGGUGUGAACCAAGGUGAGGGACUGCGUUUUGUGGAGAACGUGGUCGACUCGGAGGAUGGCGUCUCGGGCAAUGACUUUGACUUCUCUGUGUCGGAUUUCGUGGAUAGUCUGUAUGGCUAUCCAGAGGGAAAAGAUACUCUGCGAGAGACCAUCAAAUUCAUGUACACUGACUGGGCUGACCGUGAAAACCCCGAGACCCGCCGUAAGACCUUGGUGGCCCUCUUCACCGACCACCAAUGGGUGGAGCCAGCUGUGGUGACAGCUGAUCUUCAUGCACGAUAUGGCUCUCCCACCUACUUCUACGCGUUCUACCACCACUGCCAAAGCCUGAUGAAGCCUGCAUGGUCUGAUGCUGCACAUGGGGACGAGGUGCCCUAUGUUUUUGGCAUCCCUAUGAUAGGUCCCACUGACCUGUUUCCCUGCAAUUUCUCCAAGAAUGACAUCAUGCUAAGUGCUGUGGUCAUGACCUACUGGACCAACUUUGCCAAGACUGGGGAUCCCAACAAACCAGUCCCCCAGGACACCAAGUUUAUCCACACCAAGGCCAACCGUUUUGAGGAGGUGGCUUGGUCCAAGUAUAACCCCCAGGAUCAGCUGUACUUGCACAUUGGGCUCAAGCCACGUGUCCGGGACCACUACCGUGCCACCAAGGUGGCCUUCUGGAAGCAGCUCGUACCCCACCUGUACAAUAUUAAUGACAUGUUCCACUAUACCUCUACCACCACCAAAGUGCCGCCACUGGAGACCACUCAGAAUACUCUAGCCACAAAACGGCCUGGCCUCAAGAUCUGGCCUUUCAACACCAAGCGACCACCAAUAUCACCAGCCUACAACACGGAGAGUGGAAAAGAGCAGUGGAACGGGGACGAGGAGCCAGGUCCACUGGUGGUGGAGAACCCGCGGGACUAUUCUACGGAGCUGAGUGUCACGAUUGCUGUAGGCGCUUCUCUGCUUUUCCUCAAUGUGCUGGCAUUUGCUGCCCUCUAUUACCGCAAAGAUAAGCGCAGACAGGACUCGCACCACCAGCCCAGCCCCCAGAGGCAGGCUAAUGCCAACGAUGUGGGCCAUCCCCCAGAAGAGAUUAUGACCUUGCAAAUGAACCAGAGCCAUCAUGGGUGUGAUGGCACAGUUACCCAUGACCCCCUGCGUGCAUCUUCUCUGCCUGACUAUGCCCUAACCCUGCGACGCUCACCAGAUGACAUUCCACUCAUGACCCCCAACACCAUUACCAUGAUCCCCAAUUCAUUGGUGGGGAUGCCGAACAUGCACCCCUACAACACCUUCACCUCCGGUUUCAACUCCACGGGCCUUCCACAUACGCAUUCCACUACCCGAGUAUAGCUUUAAAAACAGAAGCACGGGAGGGAAACAAGAGAAGCCUAGAUUUUUUCCUUUAGUAAAGAAAGUUAGGUGAUAAAACAAGACGGAAUUAACAUAAAAUGUUUUUGCUACAAGGAUCAUGAAAAUGG